Mirounga angustirostris (Northern elephant seal) is the source of this 2312-nucleotide messenger RNA. RefSeq names its product mucin 13, cell surface associated (gene MUC13). The transcript has 8 exons. The annotation marks the transcript as partial. The record is from RefSeq and is a predicted model, not a curated record. NCBI's taxonomy places the organism in Eukaryota, Metazoa, Chordata, Mammalia, Carnivora, Phocidae. Gene Ontology annotation, biological process: heart development.
UCUCCUCCUCCACAGUUUAAGGACGCAUUUGGCAAUUCUGAUUACGGACAGACUGUAAUUGAUAAAGUAAGCACCUCUCCUUCGGCGAGAUCAGCAGUGCGUGCUGGGGACAAUGCUGCUGUGGUGGACGUCCUAAACAUCUUCGCAGAAACUACAAAAGAAAGUGAGAAGACUGUGUCUGCGUCAAUUUCCAAAGCAAUUCAAAGCAGCAAGGGUGACUUUACAGGAUAUAAUUCUCAAACUCUGUGUGAUUAUUAUGGUUGUGAAAAGGAAAAUGAGCAAGACAACUGUAGCGAUGGUUUGCUGUGUAAAUGCAAGCAGGGGAUGGAAAGACCUAACCCCCAGGUCCCUUUGUGUGUUGUUCCUGCUGUAAAGUGUCCUGACACCUGCAAUGCAGACAACAAUGAGCAGUGCUUAGUGAAUAAGAGCGGCGGGAACCCUGAAUGUGUGUGCCUGUCGGGCUACAAGAAAGAUGAUCGUGGGGUCUGUCAAGAGUGUGCAUUUGGCUACAGCGGAGUCAACUGUGAAGACAAAUUUCAGCUGAUCCUCACUGUCGUGGGCAGCAUUGGCGGUGCCCUCAUUCUUUGCCUGGUGAUUGCACUGAUCUUCUUAGCAAGCCCAAGGAACAAAAACAAGAAUACUGAAGAACAGAACUUGAUUGAGAAUGACUUUCAAAACCUGAGACUGCAGCAGACGACAGGCUUCAGCAAUCUCGGAGCAGAUGGGAGCAUCUUCCCUAAAAUCAGGGCAAAUGUCUCCAGUCAGCCACCGAAUCCCUAUGCACACCAGAGAAGCAUGCCCCGCCCUGACUACUAGAAUGGUAAAAAUUGGGGACCAUCCAUGGCCCUUGGCCCAAUGUAGGAGCUUUUCUUUUGAGUGUUUAAAAGACCAAUGGGGAAGUGAGCAGCCAGGAGGAUCUGGCCUUUGGAAUUCCUCUGCCACCCAGGACCCAGCCUCUCUGGAUAAAGUUGUGACUGCUUUCAAGGAAUGCUGCCUGUUUGCUAAGUACCUAGGAAAUUAAAUGCAUAUAGAUGCUAUUAGCAUUGCUAAGAUAGUUGAUUUUGUCCAAUCAGUACAGUGGUUAGGUUUCUGGUUUUGUUUUUUUUUCCUGGUGGGGCAACAGUAACCAUUUCCAAUCUAGAGGAAAGCCCCCCAGGAUUGUUGACUCCUGGGAGAAUGUUGCUUUGAGUUGAUAGCCUACAGAUAUGUAACCUAAUUCUGAGAGACUCUUACGCACCAGCUAUGGCGGUCCCAGGGCAUGGGAAGAAAUACCAUCUUCUAAGGUUCUCGGGCUCAUUCUCUAAUAAGUUAAAAUAGGAUGCUACUUUAGUCCCUCCAGUGUAGGCAUUUCAUCACCCUUGCCCUGCCAGGAGCUUGUGACCUGGCCUCACACCAAGGAGACAGAAAAAAGACCUGCCUCUCAGCUUUUGGGGGAGAAGUGACUGGGAAUGCAGGAUCUUUUUGAUGUUAAUUAGAAGGCCCAGACUAGAACUGCCCACCAUGGAGUACAUCCUAGAGUUUUUUGUUUUGUUUUGUUUUGUUUUGUUUAAGAUUUCAUUUAUUUGACAGAGAGAGACAGUGAGAGCAGGAACACAAGCAGGGGGAGUGGGAGAGGGAGAAGCAGGCUUCCCGCCAAGCAGGGAGCCCGAUGUGGGACUCGAUCCCAGGACCCUCGGAUCAUGACCUGAGCUGAAGGCAGACGCUUAACGACUGAGCCACCCAGGCGCCCCACCCUAGAGUUUUUGAAAUGCCAGUAGGUGGUAGAGGCGGGGAGGGAAAAAAACCCAAAAACCAUAACCAGGAGUGAGAGGAACAGAGGCAGAAGGGAGCUGGGCUGGGAGGAUGAGUGUGGGAGAACGCUCGCUGGACCCGCCUUCAUCCUCAGAUUCUUCUCAAUGAGCAAACGGACAUUUCCUCCAGUUCACGUCCUACCCAUGACUUGGAGCCUAAGGAAGUGUGAAGACAACACCCCAGGGGCAAGAGCUGGAGGUCACUUUGAGAAACUGCAGAUUCUGUUUGGCUGAUGGUGAAAGAGGGAGCUCGUGGCUCCUCGGCUCCGGAUGUCCGGGCUCAGGACGCAGAGUGCAGAGGUCCUUCGUGGAGGCCCCGGCCUUCGCUGUGGCCGCCCGCGCGCACGCAGACACACCCAGCACGCAUUAAUGUUAAUAGUGUCCUUGUUUAUGCCUAAUGUCUGGUCUCCUUGCAAGUUAUUUUUAUUUGUUGUUACUGUUACUUGUUCUUGACUAUUAACUGUAAGAGGUAACAAAUAAAGUGUCUUUGGUAGGUGGCAUCCUUCCUUGUGUUUGGGCCCU